This is a messenger RNA of Owenia fusiformis, 2531 nucleotides long. Lineage: Eukaryota; Metazoa; Annelida; Polychaeta; Sabellida; Oweniidae. The record is from the annotation of a GenBank genome assembly.
UUUUGAACAUUUGGCAGCUACUUAUGUUAAUUUGGCAGACUUACAAUAUUACAAUGUACUAACGGUGCUAAUUUACAUGCCACUAAAAUUACCAGGGAUUUUGGCGGCUACUUAAUUUGGUGAACGUUAAGGAUUUGGCGGAUCUGCCAAAUUAGGUAGAAGUACAGUGAGUUGUUAUCAGUCAUGGGCAUAGCCAGCUGAGACAAGUACCUCACCAGCAUUUCACACAACUAUCUAUUAAACAUGUUACAACACUUUUUGAACAUUUGUCUUGUCUAAUUCUUUACCCUGGCUACUCCCUUAUUAGUAUUUGCACACACAUGACAAGUUAUUUCACAAUGUAAUACUAUACCUCAUUCAGGGUACUAUUAAUAAUUUUUGAAGGGGUGUCAGAGGAGGAUGCUGUCACCCUGUCACCCCCCCCCCCCAAAAUAUCUGACUGGCCUGUAAUGUCAGAUUUGUCAAAUUUCUCAUUUUUGAUUAUGAGCAUAGCUCUUUAAUUUUGUCUUUCAUGUAAAUGUCCUUUUCUUUAUCCAUAGUCUCCAGGGUGACAUGACUAACUUGUGCGUUUUGUGACAGCCCAUUACAUGUACACCAAUGUGUCUAGAGUUUCUACUGUUGCUAGGUUGUUGCAGGUGAAGGAGGUGAUUUCCCAGAAUCCUCUAUUACUAUAUGUGGGCUUGAGUAAAGUUGGCUAAAGCUUACCUGUCGUUUGAUUAUUCCUAGAUUGUCAUUCGCUUUUGCUAUAUAUUCUGCCACUUUGUCUGGAUCUGACUCAUCUUUGUGUUCACGAAAAGCAUCUUUUAUACGUUGAAUUGCAUAGCAUCUGUAGUUAUAACUAGUAAAUUUACUGCUUUCCCGUAGCAUAUUCUUGUAAAGUGAUAAAAUGAUUUGUUUUGAGGGCGCUGCCAUUUUGAAUGUGAGCUCUUCUCUGAGGAGAUUUGAAAUUAAGUUGCAUAUUAUCGCCCGAGUGACCAAAAUGGUGCGACUUGUGCUGUUUCAGAAAAGGCAAACCUGUUGUUUAGCAACCAUCCAUAGGCUAUACUCUUCAAAAGUAGCUUACAAUGUUGACAAAACUAAACCAAUAUCAAUAUUUGGCGCAUCCUAUGAUUUAGACCAAACGACGAAUGUAACUCCUCGCAUUUUAUCCAAAGUAGGACGCAACCUUCACAACAAGCACAGCCACCCACUGAACUUAAUAAAACAGCGAAUCCAAAACUAUUUUUACAGAUCAUUCCGGAACAGAAACGGCAACCCAUUAUUUGCAGUUUUUGACAAUUUAUCCCCUGUCGUGACAACGCACCAGUGUUUUGAUAGUUUACUUGUGCCGAAGAAUCACAUCAGUAGAUCAGUGUCCGACACAUAUUAUGUGAAUGCCGAGCAUGUACUACGAGCUCACACUUCUGCCCACCAAGCUGAUCUUAUUAGCAGGGGAUUGGAUGCUUUCUUAGCAGUCGGGGAUGUGUAUCGAAGAGAUGAGAUUGAUUCAAAACACUACCCAGUGUUUCAUCAAUGUGAAGGUGUCAGGCUGUUUAAUAGUCAUCAGCUAUUUUCCUCCGUGGCAGACAAAGAAGGCUUAGGAUUGUUUGAGAAUAGUAGAAGAGAUUCCAACAAGCAGGAGACCCAUACAAUGGAAGCAGUGAAACUAGUGGAGCAUGACUUGAAGAAGACACUAAUUGGGAUGACGACACAUUUAUUUGGAAAGGAUAUAGAGUACCAAUGGGUAGAAACCUACUUUCCCUUCACGCAUCCAUCAUGGGAGUUGGAGAUCAAAUACCAGGAUGAUUGGUUGGAGGUUCUUGGCUGUGGGGUUAUGGAGCAACAAUUACUCAACCAAGCUGGAGCAUCAGGGAAGAUUGGCUGGGCAUUUGGACUUGGUCUAGAGAGAUUGGCUAUGUGCUUGUAUGAUAUACCUGACAUCAGAGUAUUCUGGAGUGGCGACAGAAGAAUUCUCUCACAGUUUUAUGUGAAGGACCCUGAAACUCCUAUUACUUUCAAGCCUGUCAGCAACUACCCACAAUGCAUCAGUGACAUGUCAUUCUGGAUCCCAAAUGACUACACAUCAAAUGACUAUUUUGAUCUUGUCAGAUCAGUGGGCGGAGACUUAGUAGAGGAAAUUACUUUGAUUGACACUUUCAAACACCCAAAAACUGAAAAGACGAGUCAUUGUUAUAGGAUUAUUUAUAGACAUAUGGAAAGAAAUAUGACACAGGAAGAAGUGAAUGUUUUGCACACUCUGAUUGGUCAAACUGCAACAAAGGAAUUACAGAUUGAACUUCGGUAGCAUAUCUAAAUGCAUUCUAAAUUGUGAUUGUGAAUAUAUUGAGUGCCUUGAGUGAAAUACAGUAAAACCUGUAUAAUCUGAACAGCUCUCUAUUCUGAACGUAUUUUUGCCCCACUGUUCUGUCUAGCAAAGACUUCCACAUUAAAAAACAUAUAUAUGUAAAGAAAUCAACACCUGCCAAUCUAUUCUGAACAUAUCUUUUGCCCCACUGUUUAAUCUGCCAAAGACUUCCACAUUUAAAAAAAUG